Dictyostelium discoideum AX4 is the source of this 5094-nucleotide messenger RNA. It is a transcript of the gene ugt52, whose product is annotated as sterol glucosyltransferase. NCBI's taxonomy places the organism in Eukaryota, Evosea, Eumycetozoa, Dictyosteliales, Dictyosteliaceae. The transcript has 2 exons. The coding region runs from base 1 to 5094 and encodes 1697 amino acids. The record is from RefSeq and is a predicted model, not a curated record. Gene Ontology annotation, biological process: carbohydrate metabolic process. Gene Ontology annotation, molecular function: UDP-glycosyltransferase activity; sterol 3-beta-glucosyltransferase activity; metal ion binding.
AUGGACGAAUUUACAUCUGAUAGUUUAACAACAUCAAGAUUAUUAAGACAGAUUUCACAUUCAGAUAGUUUAAGCUCAGUUGGUAGUAGUAGUAAUAGGUCAAAUUCAAAUUAUGAAAAUAAAAUUAAUAAUGGAAUAAUUAAUGAUUUCGAUUCAACCAAUGCAAACGAUGGUAUAAGUAAUAAUAGUAAUAAUAGCAACAACAACAAUAAUAGUAGUAGCAUUUUAAAAAUUCAUCAAUCACCACAAUCAAUAUUAUCAACAGAACAACAACAUCAAAUUCAACAAUAUCAACAAUAUCAUCAACAACAAAUUUAUGAAUCUGGUUAUGUUCCACCUCAUGUAUAUAUUUUUGAUCCAGAUUAUAAAUCGAAUAAUGAUGAAGAAGAUAAAGAAAAAAGAUCAUUAAUUGAAUUAAAUAAAAGUACAGAUUUAUCAAAUAUAAAAACAACAACAACAACAACAACAACAACAACACCACCACCAUUGAUGAUACCAGAGAAUGAAGAAGAGAAUAAACAAUUAAGACAAGAAAUAUUGAAUGAAUUAUCAAAAUCUGAAUCUUUUACAAAGAUAAAGGAACCUGGAGAAAUUUAUGGAUUUUGUGAAUGUUCAUUAUUGUAUAACCAUUUGACAUGUGCCAAUUUAGUGAUUACAUCAAAUUAUUUAAUAUUUUUACCACAACAACAGGUUGAUAGUGAUUAUGUUUUAGAGAAUUAUCUUUAUAAGAAGGGUGAUUUCUUUUGGAAGAAAUAUUGGUUCGUUUUAACACCAGAUUCAAUAAGUUGGUAUAAAAGUUCAAUUCUAAAGGAAACUCAUUAUCCAAAUGGUACCAUACUGUUAUCGAAAAUUGUCACCGUUGAUAAAUUGGAUCCCGAAGAAACAGGCAAACCAUUUUGUUUGCAAAUUAUGACCAAUACUUCAAUUCAUUUAAUUCAAUUAGAUACUGAACCACAAUUGGAGCAUUGGUAUCAUGAAAUCAAUAGAAUGCAAAAGAAUCUAAAUGUCACAAUACCCAUUGGUGAUAUAGUUUCAAUCACAAUGGAGUCAAAUGCAGCCCUAUUCUUUGAUUCGUUAUGUUUGACACUGAAAAAGGGUGAGAAUUGUUUAGUGACACCUUCAUCCUCUUCCAAUGAGGUCUAUUCAUUGUUAAUUAAACUUUGGAAUAGAAAUAGGGGUGUGACAGUAGUUGAGCCAGAGAAACAACAGCGUCUAUUGGAAUUUCAAAAAACUUUUAAAUUAUCUCAAGGUGUUAAUCUUUUAAUUGAAACUCCAUGUGUGUUUUAUCAAGAUGAGGAGUUCUCUUAUGAAGGUGUUUUAUAUGCAACGACCGAGGGUACAUUAUAUUUCUCCUCAUUGGAUAGUGUUUUAAUUAUACCUGAAUCUGAUAUCUAUGCAAUUACAAUCGAUAGAAAAUCCGAUAACCGUGAUGCUCUAAAAGUUUAUACUACCGAUUACGAUGUUUUAUUCUUUGAUUCAAUCGAUGAUAUUGAAACUUUCUUUAAUGUAAUUUCAACAAGUUUAGCUCGUUCAAAUCCAAAGAUUUUCUUUUCAACCGUUGGUCAAAUACCACCAAUUGAUGAACCAAAACAUGAUGAAAAAGAACAUAAAUCAACUUAUCAAACAAUUAGUAGUGGUAUUAGAUCUUGGAAAAUACCAAUACCAUCUUUACCAAAUUUUUCAAUUCCAAUUCCAAAAUCAAUACCAAUACCAUUAUUUAGAUCAAAAUCAUCAAGUCAUUUAGAUCCUCAAAAUUCACAACAACAACAACAACAACAACAACAAUCAUCAUCACUACAAUUAGAUGAUAAUAAUAAUAAUAUUGUAAUACCACAUACAUCAAAUCCAACAACUAUAAUACCUUCAACUUCAUCAUCAUCAGCAAUACCACCACCACCAUCAUCAACAUCAUCAACAUCAUCAACGACACAUGAAAAAACAAUAAUUAUUCAAAAGAAUUCAAGUAUCAAUUCAACAUUUCAUGAUAUUUUCCCAUUAUUACCAUUAGAUGAAACUGUAAUUAUGUUUCAAAAUUGUUCAUUGUAUUAUUAUUCAUAUGAUUCAAAUGUUGAAGGUAUAGUUUAUAUAACAAAAUCAUAUAUAGCAUUUAAUCCAUCACCUUUAGAUAAGCAACAACAACAACAACAACAACAACAACAACAACAACCCAAUAGUUCAUCAAUAACAUCAACAACGUAUGAUCGUGAUUUAGAUACAGAUUCCGAUACAGAUUCUGAAUCAGAUUUUGAUUAUCCAAAACAGAGUCAACAUGAUAAUUCAGUGGUAAUGGUUAAUAAUAAUCAAUAUAAGGUUAAAGAAGUUUUAAUGAAAAAAGCCUUAAUUCCAAUUGAAGAUAUCGUUAGUGUUACAAAAGAAAGAUUCUUAUUAUUCUUUAAUCAAUGUGUUAAAAUUAUUACAUUGGAUCAUAAAUGGAUUUUUGGUUCUUUAAAUAAUAUAAAUAGUUUUUAUAAUUUAAUUUUAGAAACUUGGAAACAAAUUCCAAAAACUUUAUUAGAUUCUUCAUCCUCAUCUUCAUCAUCAUCGUCAUCAUCAUUAUUAUCAUCAUCACCCAAUAAUAAUAAUAGCGAUUUAAAUAUUAAUGGUAAUAGUGAGGGUAGUAUAUUUACACCUUUAGAAAGUAUAAAAAUAAAGAAUAAACUUGGUUUACCAGCUGAUGAAGUUUUAAUAACUUGGUUUAAUUGUACAAAUUUUAAAGGUGCUCAAUUAAAGUAUGGUUUCCUUUAUAUUAGUAAUAAUAAUAUUUGUUUUAGAUCAAAAUUUGGUUUCCAGAAAAGAACCAUCGUCAUACCAUUAUCACAGGUUAUUGAAAUUAAAAAAUAUUCAGCUUUUAUUCCAAAUGGUAUUAAAAUUACUACUGCAAGUCAUCAUGAAUUUCAAUUUGCAUCUUUUAUUCAUAGAAAUAGAGUUUAUCAAAUUUUAUAUGAAACUUGGUUAAAAGCUAAUAAUAAGAAAUCAAAUUCCUCAAAUUCACUUUCAAGUUCACCAACAAUUACUUCACCAUUAGCGAUUUCACCAUCUAUUGCAUCACCUUCAAUUACACCACCUUCAAGUACACCACCUUCAAGUACAACACCUUCAAGUACAACACCAACCAUUACAUCACCAACCAUUCAUUCAACUUUACCAUCAACUGUAGUAUAUAAUGAUAUUCAAGAAAUUAUUGAUGGUGAAAAUAAUUCAAAUAAUAAUAAUAAUAAUAAUAAUACAAAUAAUACAAAUAAAAGUAAUAGUUUCAUUGGAAAUGUUGAAGAAGAUGUAGAUAAAAUUAAAAGGUCUAUAAAAUCAUUACCAAUUUUAAAAAUUCAUAGUGCUCAACAACAACAACAACAACAACCAAAAACAACGACAACAACAACAUCAACGACUACAACAAAUUUAAUAUCACCAAGAUUAUUAACACCAUUAACAAUAACUCAAUCACCAGGAUUUUCAAGUUUAGUUAAUUCACCAAUUUUACCAGUUAAACCUUUAAGAAUAACAAUAUUAACAAUUGGAUCAAGAGGUGAUAUUCAACCAUUUAUUGCAUUAUCAUUAGGAUUGAAAGAGUAUGGUCAUAAUGUAACAUUGGCAACUCAUGAAUUGUAUAGAGAUUUAAUUAGUAAAGAGUUUGGAUUAAAUUAUCAACCAUUGGGUGGUGAUCCAAGGGAAUUAAUGGAUCUUUGUGUUAGAAAUGGUAUUUUCACACCAAAAUUCAUUAAAGAGGCCCUAAGUAGAUUUAGAUCAUUCAUUGAUGACCUUUUAUUAACAUGUUGGAAAGCCGUUCAAAAUAGUAAUACUCAAGUAUUGAUUGCAACACCUGGUUGUUUUGCUGGUCCACAUAUUGGUGAAGUAUUACAAAUUCCAUUCUUUAAUGCAUUCACUAUGCCAUUCACUAGGACUAGAACCUAUCCAAAUCCAUUCGCACCAUUUGCAUCCCAUCAAAUGGGUGGAGUUUUCAAUUUGGCAACUCAUGUAAUGAUGGAGAAAGUUUUAUGGCAACCUAUUAGUGGUCAAAUCAAUCAAUGGCGUACCGAAACUUUGAAAAUACCACCUUGGAAUUCUUCUGUAUCAAUCAAUGAAACCUAUAGAAUGCCUUAUCUCUAUUGUUUUAGCAAAUAUUUAGUACCAAAACCACCAGAUUGGUCCGGUGAAAUUGCAAUCACUGGUUAUUGGACUUUGAAAAAUCAAGCCAAUUCUGAUUCUCCACCUGAUGAUUUAAUUCAAUUCCUCAAUGAGGAAUCUUCAACUGAAAAUGAUGAUAUUCCAAUCUAUAUUGGUUUCGGUUCAAUUGUAAUUGAUAAUCCAACUGCUUUAUCUUUAUUAUUAAUUGAAGCAAUUAAAUUAUCUGGUAAAAGAGCAAUCAUUUCACAAGGUUGGGGUGGUUUAAGUAUUGAUGAACAUAAUAAUAACAACAAUAAUAAUAACAAUAAUAAUAAUGGAGAAAAUUCAGAUUCAAAUAAAUCAUCAUUACAAUCAAAUAGAAUUUAUUUAUUAAAGAAACCAGUUGAUCAUAGUUGGUUAUUUGAAAAAGUAUCAUUAGUAAUUAGUCAUGGUGGUGCUGGUACAGUUGCUGCAAGUUUACUUGCUGCCAAACCAACUAUAGUGGUACCAUUUUUUGGUGAUCAAUUCUUUUGGGGUGAACGAAUUAAACAAACUGGUAUUGGUACAUCGAUACCAUUCGAUAUAUUAACUGCUAAAUCUUUGUCAUCUCAUAUCAUUUCAAUAUUGAACGAACCAUCAGUUAGAGCAAAAGUUAACAAAAUGUCACAUCUCUUAAAGAGAGAGGAUGGUGUAAAAACUGCAAUUGAUUUCAUUCAUCGUUAUUUACCAUUCAGUUUUAUACCACCAAGAGAGAUUCCAUUUUCUUCAGCUCCAAAUAGUUGUAUGGGUUGUAAACAACCAUUCACACUAUUACAUGUAAUGAAAGCACGUGUCCAUUGUCAUUGUUGUGGUAAAAUAUUUUGUGAAUCUUGCACAUCACAUAAAUGUCCAAUUAAAAAAUAUAGAAUUAAUACUCCAGUUAGAGUUUGCGAUAAAUGUUUUAAUGAUCUUCAAUCAAAUCCAAGUUCAAAUAGUUUUAUUUUAAAUGAUUAA